ACACACUAUAGCUUUACAGAUGUCACUUGUCUUCCACGACCAAUUAAAGUUUUCUUUAAACGCAGGCUGAAAGAUCAAAGUCCAAGAAGUGAUACACUACAGUGUUAGAAUUCGCAUUUUUGUCUACGAAAUUGCAUCAUAUAAACAAGAUUUUGUUUUUUUUUUGUGGUCCCUACACGAGAGGAAUAGACCGGCAGUAUGCGGCAGCGUGGUGGAUAGACGAAACUAACGCAGAUGAUUGUGGUUGAAGAUUGCGAGACCAGAUAAUGUAAUACAUACUACAACUCGAACCGACGAUAAUGGUGUAGUGCAUAAAUGAAAUCAACUCUUUUCAUUCGGCGUUUACUUGCGGUCGUUGUAAUCAUAGUUGUGCUGAUAUAUUUUGGAGACAGCGGUCAGAAAUGUCUUCGAAACGACCAUUAGUGCAUAUUAAACCUGGAAAGGUGGUUGGAUUGAAAAGUACGUUGCCUAAUGGUCAAGCGUGGUUUCGUUACAAAGGCAUACCCUAUGCAGAACCGCCUAUUGGAAGUCUUCGGUUUCAACCUCCCGUGCCGCUAGAAACGUUCGGAGGUCAAGUUUUGGACUGUAGUAGUGAAGGAAACGUGAGCCUAAGUCACAGUUAUAUGCCAAAUGAUGCAGUCGCAUCGGAAGAUUGUUUAUAUUUGAACGUAUAUACACCUGUUGUUCCAAACGCAACAAUUAAAAAGCUACCUGUGAUGGUUUGGAUUCAUGGAGGGGCUUUCUGCACUGGAAGCGGUGAUUCGACCUUAUACGAUCCGGAGUAUUUAGUGCAGAACGAUGUUGUAGUGGUGACCUUUAACUAUCGUCUUGGACCCCUUGGAUUUCUAAGUCUUCCAUCGUUCGGUAUCUUUGGAAAUAUGGGCCUGAAAGAUCAACUGCUGGUGCUAAAAUGGGUGCAUGGCAAUAUUUCGGCCUUCGGAGGUGACAAAAACAACGUAACAUUGUUUGGCAUGAGCGCUGGUGCUGUGUCCGUGCAUCUUCAUUGUCUGAGUGAUGAAUCCAGUAGGUAUUUUCAUAAAGCUAUUUGUCAAUCUGGUGUUGCUAUUAGCGGGCGAAUACUGCAGAAGGAUCCAGAAGUAAAAGCUCGGCGGUUAGCUCAGCACAUAGGAUGCCGAGGCAAUACGGACCAGGAGAUCUAUGAAUUUCUACACUAUAUGCCCGCGGAGGUAAUUUCAUCCAAACAAAUGGGUGCCUUGAUUGAGCACGAGCAAUCUCUCGACGGAUUAUAUCCAUUCCAGCCUGUGAUAGAGGUACCUGAAUCUGAUCAACCAUUCCUCACCGAAAAAGUAUUGAAUCUCAUGAUGAAUUCGAACCGUAAAUCAAUUCCCACUAUUUUUGGAGUCAACAGCGAAGAGCUGUCCUACAAAGCUGCCUCCCGUCUCAAAAACAUAGAUCUGUACAAAAGUGAACCUCAACGAUUUCUACCGGAUUCAUUAGAUGUACCAGAAGAGUUACAGCAGUCACUUGCAAGGAUGGUUCUCAAAUAUUAUACAGAUCACGAAGUCCCGAUGGCUGAAAAUGUUCAUCAAUUGACACGGUUGAUGUCAGAUAAUUUUUACGUUAUACCAACUCUUAUGGCAUUGGAGAUUCAGCUGAAUUAUCAUCCGUCCACACCAGUUUAUUUCUACCAAUUUGCUAUGGAAGACGAGUUGAACAAGUAUCGACGACUGUGGAAUGUUCCUGAUUCUAUACGGGGAGCGUGUCACGGCGAUGAACUUUGUUAUUUGUUCAGUUCUUCACAUUUUUAUACUAGAGCAGUGAAGAAGGGCAGCAGGGCCGACCAGCUUCGUACAAAAAUGUGCAAUUUGUGGACAAACUUCGCAAAAUCGGGUAAUCCUACUUCGAGUGGAAUGGAUUUUACAUGGGAACCUUACGAACUAUUAACUGAUUGCAAUGGUAAUUCGUCGGUCAACUGUUUGUUGUUGGACGAGAAAGUAGAGAUGGCAAAAAAUCCAUUCCAUGAAAGGUUGAACUUCUGGAGAAAUCUCUAUAAUAAAUAUAAUGGAUCGUUUUUGAAACCAAAGCAAGAAUAAGAUAGUUUUUCAAUGUAUUUACUUAUUUAUAUCAUGGUAGAUGCGUUUAUUUAUUUUGGGUUGUUAUAUUUAUAAGGACUUUUGUUAUUUUUUUUAUAUAUAAAGAUAAUAACUAUUAACAAU
Armigeres subalbatus is the source of this 2177-nucleotide messenger RNA. Its product is annotated as esterase B1-like. Gene Ontology annotation, molecular function: serine hydrolase activity. The record is from RefSeq and is a predicted model, not a curated record. Bases 402 to 2054 code for a protein of 550 amino acids. The transcript has 4 exons. Lineage: Eukaryota; Metazoa; Arthropoda; Insecta; Diptera; Culicidae.